AUGUCAGCUGCACCGUCUCCUCCACAUGACUUCGAGCCUGGACUUAAGCCCGAUUAUGUCCCUGUUAAUCAGCCUGUUGAUGCACCCGCUGAUCCUGAGCCGAUACCUGCACCUAAGCCUUUACCUGAUCAUGACCCUAUUCCAUUUAGCUUACCUGACAUUGCACCUCUCAUACUUGAUCCAGCUCCUGCACCCGCUGACCCUCCUGUUAUUGAGCCUGUCACUCCUCCACUCGCACCCGCACCUACUGGUCUUGCUCCUUUUCACCCAGUGGAGUCUGAUGUUCACCGUGUUGAACUCCCUAUGGUUUUCUUGCAGGAUAUACCCGCAGCCCGUCCAGGGGAAGGCACUUCUAUCCAGCAGCCUAGCCAUGACCCUCAUGUUUCAGCAGCUUAUCCACACGUACCUCAGUCUUCACCUUCUGAUCAUUUUACUUCUUCGCCACUUGAUGAGCCACUCAGAUGGUUCCCACCUUACACCAUGCCGAUUUCUGAUCCCUACAAUCCCUCGCACUUUACUGGUUAUAUACGGGAUGAGUUACUCCUAUCCUUGCAGCUUCAGUAUGAGAUCAUGAGUCGUAGGGUUUUAGAGCUUGAGAUGACACCGCGACCUUUGCCACGUCCGUGUCAGCCUACUUUUGUUCCCCCUCGUUCAUCACCUUCCCCAUUUUCACAUCCUCCUGCACCGCUUACUCCAUUUCGAGAGUUUGAUACUCGAUUUCUUACCGUUGAGCAGCAGAUCAGUUAUCUAUUGCGUCAUGUUUAUGAUCUUGAGGAGGAGCUUGCGUAA
Messenger RNA from Helianthus annuus (common sunflower), 789 nucleotides. RefSeq names its product vegetative cell wall protein gp1-like. The coding region runs from base 1 to 789 and encodes 262 amino acids. The transcript has a single exon. Lineage: Eukaryota; Viridiplantae; Streptophyta; Magnoliopsida; Asterales; Asteraceae. The record is from RefSeq and is a predicted model, not a curated record.